Messenger RNA from Pseudocercospora fijiensis CIRAD86, 972 nucleotides. RefSeq lists its product as uncharacterized. The record is from RefSeq and is a predicted model, not a curated record. The coding region runs from base 1 to 972 and encodes 323 amino acids. Gene Ontology annotation, molecular function: NAD binding. The transcript has a single exon. Lineage: Eukaryota; Fungi; Ascomycota; Dothideomycetes; Mycosphaerellales; Mycosphaerellaceae.
AUGAACACGCUAUUUGGGCCCGUUACGCUCGACAUUUGCCGAGACGUGCACAUCCUGGUGACAUUGGCUGCUUUGCCUCAGAGACGCGAGGACUGUCCCAACUUGAAAUACUGCCACUUUCUCACCGCCGGCUUCAAUUACGUAGCCAAGUCUUCAUUGUUCAUGGAUCCGUCCAUUCGAUGGACCUCGUCGUCUGGUAUCCACGCACCCGCCGUCGCCGAGUGGAUUUUCAUGGCCUACAUUGCUCACCAGCGGGAGUAUGAUGCACAGCGCCAGGCCCAGCUGCAGCGACAGUGGCGUGGCUACGAGUUUCACGCCAUGCAACACCAUCGCGGACUGAGCGGCCAACGCCUCGGCAUUCUUGGAUACGGGAACAUUGGCCGUCACGUCGCAAAAGUCGCUGCAGCGUUCAAUAUGGAUGUCAUCGCGUACACGGCAACGGCUCGAGAAAGCUCCAGCGCUCGCCUGGACAACGCAUAUCGACUGCCUGGCACGGGAGAUCCUGAAGGCACCAUUCCCAGUCUGUGGUUUCAUGGCACCGAGAAGGCAGAUAUUCAUCGAUUCCUGGCGCAAAACCUCGAUAUACUCGUCAUCUGCCUCCCGUUGACCGAGAAGACUCGAUACCUUCUCGGGAAAGAAGAAUUCGACGUGUUGCGCAAUGGCAAUUCUGGUGGUGGCGGAACCUUCAUCUGCAACGUCUCUCGAGGCGAAAUCAUUCAACAAGAAGACCUGAUCAAUGCCCUAUCGACAGAGUCUUCGGGAAUCCGUGGAGCGGCAUUAGACGUGCAGUCACCCGAGCCCCUGCCACCAGAUAGCCCCCUGUGGAAAGCUCCCAAUUGCUUCAUCACCCCUCACAACUCCAGCCAAGAUGAUAGAUACCUACUGCAUGGACUGGAUAUCUUGUUGAUAAAUUUGGGAAAAUCUUCGGACCAGAGGUUGGUCAAUGAGGUCGACAGGACGAGAAAAUAUUGA